Molecule: messenger RNA, 3405 nt
Organism: Sorex araneus (European shrew)
Lineage: Eukaryota; Metazoa; Chordata; Mammalia; Eulipotyphla; Soricidae
Gene: NXN
Product: nucleoredoxin
Exons: 8
Coding region: 98-1438 (446 amino acids)
Molecular function (GO): thioredoxin-disulfide reductase (NADPH) activity
Source: RefSeq, a predicted model, not a curated record
GUCUCGCGCCCGCCGCCGCCUGCGCCAGCCGCACGGACCCAGGCUGCGGGGUCGCCAACGCCUGCGCGCCCGCGUGCCGGGGCUGCGGUGGGCCAGGAUGUCGGGCUUCCUGGAGGAGCUGCUCGGCGAGAAGCUGGUGACGGGCGGCGGCGAGGAGGUGGACGUGCACUCGCUGAGCUCCCGCGGCAUCUCGCUGCUCGGGCUCUACUUCGGCUGCAGCCUGAGCGCCCCCUGCGCGCAGCUCAGCGCCAGCCUGGCCGCCUUCUACGGCCGCCUGCGGGGGGACGCGGCGGCGGCGGCGGCGGCGGCGGCGGCGGGGCCGGGGGCCGGGGCCGGGCCGGGGCCGGGGGCCGGGGCCGCCGCCGAGCCCGAGCCGCGCCGCCGCCUGGAGAUCGUCUUCGUGUCCUCGGACCAGGACCAGCGGCAGUGGCAGGACUUCGUGCGGGACAUGCCGUGGCUGGCGCUGCCCUACAAGGAGAAGCACAGGAAGCUGAAACUGUGGAACAAAUAUCGAAUUUCCAACAUUCCAUCCCUCAUAUUCCUCGACGCCUCCACCGGGAAGGUGGUGUGCAGGAACGGUCUGCUGGUGAUCCGCGAUGACCCAGAAGGUCUGGAGUUUCCCUGGGGACCCAAACCCUUCCGGGAAGUCAUUGCGGGACCCCUGCUGAGGAGCACCGGGCAGUCCCUGGAGAGCUGCAGCCUGGAGGGCUCCCACGUGGGCGUCUAUUUCUCUGCACACUGGUGCCCCCCCUGCCGGAGCCUCACCCGCGUGCUGGUGGAAUCCUACCGGAAGAUCAAGGAGGCAGGCCAGAAGUUUGAGAUCAUCUUCGUGAGUGCAGACAGGUCCGAGGACUCGUUCAAGCAGUACUUCAGUGAGAUGCCCUGGCUUGCUGUGCCCUACACCGAUGAGGCCCGGCGCUCUCGCCUCAACAGGCUUUAUGGGAUCCAAGGCAUCCCCACCCUCAUCGUGCUGGACCCGCAGGGGGAGGUGAUCACGCGGCAGGGCCGGGUGGAGGUGCUCAACGACGAGGACUGCCGCGAGUUCCCCUGGCACCCCAAGCCCGUGCUGGAGCUCUCCGACUCCAACGCUGCGCAGCUCAACGAGGGCCCCUGCCUCGUCCUCUUCGUAGAUUCCGAGGAUGAUGGUGAGUCGGAGGCAGCCAAGCAGCUGAUCCAGCCCAUAGCUGAGAAGAUCAUCGCCAAGUACAAAGCCAAAGAGGAGGAGGCCCCGCUCCUGUUCUUCGUGGCUGGGGAGGACGACAUGACUGACUCCCUACGGGACUACACCAACCUGCCCGAGGCCGCGCCGCUGCUCACCAUCCUGGACAUGUCCGCCCGGGCCAAGUACGUGAUGGACGUGGAGGAGAUCACGCCCGCUGUCGUGGAGGCCUUUGUGAAUGACUUCCUAGCAGAAAAGCUCAAACCGGAGCCCAUCUAGGGCCGCUGCAGGCGCUAUUUAAAACUGUCUCCUCCCCCCUCUUCCUCCUCCUCUUCCUCCUCUCCCCCCCUUCCCUCCUCCCUGGGCCUUUUCCAGCGGGUCCUGAAUCACACAACCCAAGUGUCCGACUUCUCUGUGGUGCCUUGUUCUCUGCAUUAACUCCUCCACUAGCACCCCCUGGGCCGCGCCCCUUCUGAGCAGCAGAAGAACCCCCCCAUGUUUGGAGACUCAGCUUGGGACUUGGGGGGCUGCUGGAAUCGGGCCCGCGCUGCUCUGUCACGCCUGGUGCUCUGGCUCUGCCUCUGGCGUGGAGAGCUGGGGAAGGUCCGCAGCCUCGUCUGCGCGCCGCUGAGACCACCUUUCCUUGGCCUCCCGGGUGACGGGGUCUGGCUUGGCCUGAGCAGCCGGUUCCCAGGCGCCACGCCUCUGGGGAAGUGUGUGCCCUUCUCGGAGAAGAAAGGGUCUCGGGGCACGAUGCAGCCGGGAACAGCUUCCUGAGCCCCUGCCACGUGUUGUUUCUCGUCCCUUCCACCUCCUUCUCUCCCUCGCUCAUGACCUUCUCCAGGUUUCUGCCUCCUCAUACGAACAGCCCCUAGGGCCUUGGAAUUUGUGUUAAUAAAUUCUUCCCUCUGAUCCUCUCCCCAAGAAGAGGCACUCACCCCAGUUCUUAGAGGCGUUCCGCCUGCCCGCACUGGCCUCUGGCACCCCAGCUCUGGGCUCAGAAACCUGGAGCCCCGCCCGGUGUCUGCACCCACCUUUGGUACCCAGGUUGUCCUUUUUCUUUGCAAAAGAGACUAGGAAGAAAGCAGCGGCCUGGCGGUCCCCAGCACCUGCAGAGAGGGGUGAGGGCACUGGCCCCCAUCUACUCUGCCCAGCCCAGGGGUGGGGGGCUGCCAGCUGGGCAGCUGGUCCCAAAAGGCAGCAUCGAUCCUAGGCUGGGUAAGAGGGCUUGGCCUCAGGGCUGCAGUCUCUGCCUACCAGUCAGGCAUCCAGGUUUUACAACCACUCGAGGCCUCGCCACGGCCUCUUACAGGGCUCCCCCACCCGCUCCCCCCCACGCCCCCAUUAGCUGUUGACCCCAUUGCUCCUUGCUGAAUUGGAUGCUGACUUGUGGUUUGGAGGUUCAAGCCUGUUACUCGGUGCCACCAGCCGGAGCCCUGAGCAGCCACCCAGGGAGAAAUAAAGCGGCCCCUGGAGGCGCCCAGCACGCUUUGCCUCUCCUGUCCUCCAUCACAGAAAUCUGUUUCGCUCGUGGUGCGGAGCUGUGGGUGGCUCCUACAACGACGUCUGCUAGCCUCUCGUCACCAGGCACCCCUCAGCCCCGCCUGCACCGUCUCCUGCGGGGCUCUGCCAGGAGUCCAUGUGGCUGGGAACAAGAACACCCGCAAGGGCUCCCCUUAGGUCUGCAAACCUCGCCCUCUCCUGGGGCUUCUCUGGGGAGCCUGCAGGGUUCCCCUUGGGGUGGGGGAGGCAGAAAAGUGAACCAGUCUCCUGGCAGUUCAUUUUCUAGCCCCAAAGGAACAGCCCAGUCAAGUCACUGUGAGUUGCUCUAGCCCCGAGAUCAGGUCCUCCACGACCCUCGUUGGUUGGCCCAGGGUAGAACACUCGGCUAGCCUCAGCUCUCGACCAACUCUCCACGGAUCCUGGACCCUCCUACCCUCUUUCAUCUUGUUUUUGGGCCACACCCAGCAGUGCUCAGGGAUCAUUCCUGGUGGUCUCAGGGAAGCAUAUGGGGUUCCGGGGAUCAAACCCCAGUUGGCUCUUUGCAAGACUAGUGCUCUACCCACUGUACUAUCUCUCCAGCUCCUCCACCCUUUAGAAUUGAGGUAUAGUUAACAGUGAAGAAAGGUGGGACUGGAGUGAUAGUACAGCAGGUAGGGCGCUUGUACCCCAUAUGGUCCCCCCAGCCCCUCAGUAAGCCCUGAGCACCUCCGGGUGUCCCCCCACAAAAGAAACCUAUAGGAGCU